This is a messenger RNA of Closterium sp. NIES-65, 3267 nucleotides long. The record is from the annotation of a GenBank genome assembly. Lineage: Eukaryota; Viridiplantae; Streptophyta; Zygnematophyceae; Desmidiales; Closteriaceae.
AUGGAGCUGGAGGGGCAAUGGCGCGAUCUGGACCGUCUGUUGCUGCGACCAGGGAUGCUCGUCGGCCCUGGGUUCGAACCCUCGCCGGAGGCAUGCGUGUCGCAUCAUUACCCAUGGCUGGCAGGAGGAUACACAGUGCUGUGCGGCAGGCGCUGCAGCAGGCAGGCAGUGGGCCCUGUAUCCACGCCGCCUGUGUAUCAUGGUGCGGGGUGGGAUCAGGCGGGCUGGAUUGCACGGUGCUGUGCUGCAGGCCCUGCUGUCAUGCGCGUCGCUCUCCUUCCCCACCCUCGUCUUCUGUCGCCUGCUCGCACAAGUGGCAUCCCACCCCUUCCUCCUCCUGCCCCACACCUACCAGCCGCAUUCGUGACUCACUCAACGGCUCUUUCUCCUCCGUCCCGUUCCCUCCGUUUCCUAACUCUCAUGCUUGCCGUUGCCCCACCAACAUGCCGCACUCUUCCCCAUUCUCCUCCUUUUCCCACUCUCCCCUUUUUCCCACCCUCCCACCUGCCCUAUGCUCCGAAUCUCCGUUUCACCCCGUUCCCACCUCCCACCUGCCGUGUGCUGAUCCGCGACUUCUUGAAGGAGGACUGCCGAGUGCUGGUGGUGGGAGCAGGCGGGCUGGGCUGUGAGCUGCUAAAGGACCUGGUGCUGUCGGGGUUUGGCAGCAUAGACGUGAUUGACAUGGACACUAUCGAUGUGUCAAACCUUAAUAGGCAGUUUCUGUUCCGCAUCGACGUGAUUGACAUGGACACCAUCGACGUCUCCAACCUUAACCGCCAGUUCCUCUUCCGGUGGGUUACAGUGCCACUACAGUGCCACUACAGCGCAGAAACAGUCCUGCUACAGUGCAUGUACUCGGUGGGGUGUGGCAGCAUAGACGUGAUUGACAUGGAUACCAUCGAUGUCUACAACCUCAACCGCCAAUUCCUCUUCUGCCCGUCUGACGUGGGCAAGCCCAAGGCCGUGGUGGCAGCAGAGCAUUUGGCACUCAAAAACCCGGCUGAUGUGGGCAAGCCCAAGGCGGUGGUGGCAGCAGAGCGAGUCAUGAGCCGCGUGGGCGGGGUGAAGGUGACCCCUCACUUCUGUCGCAUAGAGGACAAGCCCGCCUCCUUCUUCAGCGCGUUCAACAUCAUCGUGUUGGGGCUCGACUCGCUGGAGGCACGCUCCUACAUCAACAGCCUCGUGUGCGGCUUCCUAGGCGUCAACAUCAUCUUGGUGGGACUCGACUCGCUGGAGGCACGCUCCUACAUCAACAGCCUCGUCUGUGGCUUCCUAGGUGCGCCCUGUCUGUGGCCUUUUAGUGCCACCCACGUGCAGCAGCCUGCAAUCAUCUCGCGCCUUGAGAUGCAGUCGUUUGGUUGGAUGACUGCCACCCACAUGGAGAUGCAGUCUGCAGGUAAGUGCACGUUGCACUGUCAUGCCUUAAUGUGUACCUUCCUUCCUGCUCUCUAUCUCCACCCCUCCCCACCACCAGAAUACUCGCCUGAUGGCAAGUUAGGCCAGACAUCCAUCCGGCCGAGGGUGGACUGGGCCACGGAGGUCUUUAAGGGGCAUGCGAAGUACUCCCCUGAGGGCGAGCUGGACUUGACCUCCAUUCGGGGGAACGGAGGGCUUCAAGAGGCAUGCGAGGGUGCUCACCCCCCUUUCCUCCACCCCUCCUGCCCCACCCCUGUCUCCGCCCCCUCACCACCAGAGUACCCCCCCGAUGGCGAGCUGGACUUGACCUCCAUCCGCCCCAUGGUGGACGGCGGCACGGAGGGCUUUAAGGGGCAUGCCGGAACCAAGUUCCCCCUCUGCACGCUCGCUGAGACCCCGCGCUCGCCCGCGCACUGCAUUGAAUACGCGAACCUCAUCCAGUGGGGCGAGCAAAUGGGGCGGAGUGGGGCUGCCUGGCCCACACAGUACAUUGAUGCGCACAGCUCCUUCUGCCACCUGUACUUCAUUCGUGUCCCUCUCAUGCCGCUAUCAUGUUUAUUGCUGCUUCUCUCAUGUCAAUCUCCGCUCCCUCCUUCCCCUGCUUCCCCUCCCCUGCUUCCCCUCCCCUGCUUCCCCUCCCCUGCUUCCCCUCCCCUGCUUCCCCUCCCCUGCUUCCCCUCCCCUGCUUCCCCUCCCCUGCUUCCCCUCCCCUGCUUCCCCUCCCCUGCUUCCCCUCCCCUGCUUCCCCUCCCCUGCUUCCCCUCCCCUGCUUCCCCUCCCCUGCUUCCCCUCCCCUGCUUCCCCUCCCCUGCUUCCCCUCCCCUGCUUCCCCUCCCCUGCUUCCCCUCCCCUGCUUCCCUCCCCUGCUUCCCCUCCCCUGCUUCCCCUCCCCUGCUUCCCCUCCCCUGCUUCCCCUCCCCUGCUUCCCCUCCCCUGCUUCCCCUCCCCUGCUUCCCCUCCCCUGCUUCCCCUCCCCUGCUUCCCCUCCCCUGCUUCCCCUCCCCUGCUUCCCCUCCCUGCUUCCCCUUCCCUGCUUCCCCUCCCCUGCUUCCCCUCCCCUGCUUCGCCUCCCCUGCUUCCCCUCCCCUGCUUCCCCUCCCCUGCUUCCCCUCCCCUGCUUCCCCUCCCCUGCUUCCCCUCCCCUUCUUCCCUUCGUUCCCCUCCGGCCGCACGGCCCACCUCCUCUCUGCUCCGCGGCAGGCUCUCAUUCGUGCCCAGCAGCACAGCAUCACAGGCGUCACUCUCUCCCUCACGCAGGGAGUGGUGAAGAACAUUAUCCCUGCUAUAGCAUCAACCAAUGCCAUCAUAUCAGCAGUGUGCGCGCUGGAGACUCUCAAGAUCGCUACAAUGUGCUCCGCAGGGAUGAACAACUACGUGAUGUACGUGGGCACGCAGGGGGUCUACUCACACACUGUCGCAUAUGAGAGGGACCCCGAGUGUCUCAUGUAUGUGGGCACGCAGGGCGUCUACUCACACACUGUGGCAUAUGAGAGGGACCCGGAGUGCCUCGUGUGCAGCGCUGGCGUGCCUGUGACCGUGCCUUCCACAGCCACUCUGCAGCAGUUUAUCGUCCAGCUAUUGGCCGACUCUCGUUUUGCCGCCCGCUUGCAAGCACCGUCCGUCUCUUUCUAUGGAUCCAACCUCUACCUCCGUGCCCCUGCGGUGCUCGAAGAGGCAACUCGGCCGAAUCUUUCCAAGCCACUGAAAGAGCUCAUGGAUGGAGUGGGCUGUGUGAAUGGGGAGGAGGGCGGAGAGAAAAAGGGUGUUUCGGCUGGAGGGGUGUUGAAUGUGAACGAUAAGAAGCUAGCAGGUGUGCUUAGAGUGAGGGUCUCUUUCAAAGACGAACUGUGA